AUGGCUGAGCUGUUUGACUUCAUCGUUGUGGGAGCCGGGCCGGCGGGCUGCGUCAUCGCAUCCAGGCUCGCAAAGACUCCCGCAAAGCCAUCGGUGCUUCUCGUGGAGGCCGGUGGCGCCAAUGAGAACAUGGCGAAUUUAUCUGGAGCCGAGCGGUUUGAGAUCGCGUUCCGCGAAGGGUCGCCCUUGAACUGGUUCUACAAGACCGAACCCCAGGUGAAAGGUCAGGUGAUCGACUAUUCGAGGGGAAAGGGGCUGGGUGGGAGCACAGCUAUCAACUUCUGCGGCUGGGUCGUUGGCGCGGAUGACGACUACGAUGAGUGGGCGAGGUUGGUCGGCGAUGAAGCUUUUGCAUGGAAGCAUGUCAAGCAGUGUCUCAAGAAGAUCGAGAACUUCCACAACGAUGUCCCGCAGAAAUACAGAAAGUGGUUCAAGCCGAAAGACGAAGAUCACGGGAUAGGGGGCGCCGUUGACAUCUCGUAUCAGGCUGAGUGGCUUGACAUCUGCGAUGACUUGUUCAUUGCAGCUGAGCAGACACCAGGGUUUGGCAUCAAUACAGAUGUCAAUGCUGGCAAUCCCAUAGGAAUGGGUAUUGGCACAGCCUGCAUCUAUAGUGGCAUUCGAGUCACCUCGUCGAGCGCAUAUCUCCAGGAGGUAACCUCGAACCUGACAAUCACGACGAAUCAGCAAGUGGAGAAGGUCAUUGUCGAGGGAGGCGUAGCCACAGGAAUCAAGACAAUCGACGGCAGCAUAUUCAGGGCAAAGAAUGAUGUCGUGUUAUGUGCCGGUGCACUGAACAGUCCUCACAUCCUCCUCCUAUCGGGCAUCGGGCCCAAAGAACAGCUGGAGCAGCACGGGGUGGCGCAGGUGAAACAGAUGCCAGAGGUUGGUCAGAACCUGCAGGAUCACUGCUUCGGCAUGGCAGGUAUCGUGGUGAAGAAGAAAUGUGAUCAGAACUUCAAGCAGUCGCCGACCCCCAUGGGCUGGUUCAAGGUUCCAGCGACGCUCAGCUCGGACGAGUUCAAGGAGCUGCCCACCGCGAUGCAGGAAUACCUAAACCGGCCCAACGUGCCGAAUUGGGAGUUUGCGACCUUGACCCCUUUCUUCGAAGGAACACCGCUUGAACCGGACGAGGAGGUUUUCUCGGGCAUAUGCAUGAUGAUGAACCCUCAGUCCAGGGGCACGGUCACACUAAAGUCUUCGGAUCCCAAAGAUGCACCCCUUAUUGACCCCAAAUUCUUGACGCAUCCAUUCGAUAAGCUCAAUGCCAUCGAAUCGAUGCGGGAGAUGCUCAGGUACAUGCAGACGCCAAUAUGGAAGGACAAGACCACGCGGACGCUUGGGUGGCCGAGAGACGACACAGACGAGGCUGUCUGGGAAGCAUACUCUUCGAAUCUGAGGAGUUCAUGGCACAUGUGCGGCACGGUCCGCAUGGGCCUUGAUGACGCCUCCUGCGUUGACUCGUCGUUCAGGGUCUAUGGGAUUGGCCGCCUUCGCGUCGCGGAUAUGAGCGUCUGUCCGCUGAUACCAAAUAACCACUCACAGACGACGGCCUACGUGAUCGGGGAGCUUGCUGCUGAGAAGCUCGUUGCUGAGCAUGGAUUGGAUAGUUCUUGA
Anthostomella pinea is the source of this 1617-nucleotide messenger RNA. The record is from the annotation of a GenBank genome assembly. NCBI's taxonomy places the organism in Eukaryota, Fungi, Ascomycota, Sordariomycetes, Xylariales, Xylariaceae.